AUCACUCGCAUAGCCAUUAUAAUCUUCCCCCAAUCAAUUAUUCCUUUAACAACAGAAAAGCUUUUCGAUCAAUCUCAUGCAAGAAGCAAUCCCAUUUAGAACACGCAUCCCGUCCACCGCCAUUGCAGGCGGAAACCGGCAACUUUCUCCGACCGGUAGUGCCAGCAGUAAUGGUAGAAAUGUACUCGUAUCAGCCAAUAGAGAAAAUUAUGUCCAGAAAUUGGUCUUAGAGAAUUCAGUUAUAGUGUUUGGGAAAAGUGGGUGUUGCAUGUGCCAUGUCAUGAAGAGACUGCUGCUAGGGCUUGGUGUGAAUCCCACCGUAUUCGAGGUGGAUGAGAAUGAAGAAGCGGCUGUGAUCAAUGAGUUAUCGAAUAUUAGCUGUAGUAAAGACGUCGGAGAAGGUGAAGUGCAGUUUCCGGUGGUUUUUGUGGGUGGGAAGUUGUUUGGUGGACUUGAGAGAGUUAUGGCUACUCAUAUCUGUGGCGAGUUGGUUCCUAUUCUGAAAGAUGCUGGGGCUUUGUGGUUAUGACUGGACUGCUGCUCUUUUUUCCCCUAAUUUUCCUUUAAUCAUCUUCUCUAAUGUUUUAAGUAUGGGUUCUUUCCCUUAAGAAAUUUCAGAUGGAGGAAUUAUAUAUAUACGUCUUCUUAUUUUGGUA
This is a messenger RNA of Manihot esculenta (cassava), 656 nucleotides long. Its product is annotated as glutaredoxin-C9. The record is from RefSeq and is a predicted model, not a curated record. The transcript has a single exon. Lineage: Eukaryota; Viridiplantae; Streptophyta; Magnoliopsida; Malpighiales; Euphorbiaceae. Bases 77 to 529 code for a protein of 150 amino acids.